AUGAGCGCGGACUCGGAGGACGAGUUUAUGAGCGGGAUGUCGAGCGAGGGAGGUUUCGAGGAUGGCAACGAGAGUGACUCGGUGAGCUUCGGAGAAGAGUUUGAAGAUGACGAGCCGGCACUCGAUUUUGGUUUACACGACAAGGAUAUAACUUCUGCGCCUAAAAAGCCUUAUGAAGUGGAUUUCGAUGUGUUUGGCCCUCGGGAUAUUCAAAAAUAUCAAGACAAACAGAUUGAUGAGGUAGGGGCCAUUCUAGGACAACCACCAGAGUCAACAGCAAUCCUGCUGCGACAUGCAAGAUGGAACAAAGAGCGCUUAAUCGAAGGCUAUAUGGACCAUCCUGAAGAUGUGCUAGAAAAGGCAGGGCUAGGAUUGGCCGGGGCCGUACCGGCCAAGACCAUGGUAGUAGAUGGGUUCGUCUGCGAUAUCUGCUGCGAAGAUGAACCUGGUCUAGAAACCUAUGCUAUGAAGUGCGGUCAUCGGUAUUGUGCUGAAUGCUAUCGGCAUUACCUAUCUCAGAAGAUACGCGAGGAAGGUGAAGCGGCUAGGAUACAAUGCCCUGGAGAUGGGUGUAGUCGAAUUGUCGAUUCAAAGACGCUUGAGCUGCUUGUAGAAGAUGAUCUCAAGGACAGAUAUCAUGAGCUUUUGACAAGGACAUAUGUGGACGAUAAGGACAACCUGAAGUGGUGUCCUGCGCCAAAUUGCAUAUACGCUGUAGAAUGUGGUGUUAAGAAGCGCGACCUCAAUCGGAUCGUUCCGACUGUCCGCUGCGACUGCGGCCAUUACUUUUGCUUUGGAUGUACGCUUAACGACCAUCUGCCGACGCCAUGCGCGCUGGUAAAGAUGUGGUUGAAGAAGUGCGAGGACGACUCGGAAACGGCGAACUGGAUCUCCGCCAAUACGAAGGAAUGUCCGAGAUGCAAUUCUACCAUUGAGAAAAAUGGCGGCUGCAACCACAUGACCUGUCGCAAAUGCAAGAACGAGUUUUGUUGGAUUUGUAUGGGGGUUUGGUCAGAGCAUGGUACCAGCUGGUAUAACUGUAAUCGGUAUGAGGAAAAGUCUGGCAGCGAUGCUCGAGACGCGCAGGCGAAAUCUCGCCAGUCACUUGAACGGUACCUUCACUACUACAACCGCUACGCCAACCACGAGCAGUCGGCAAAGCUCGACAAGGACAUUUAUCUCAAGACCGAGAAGAAGAUGACCAACUUGCAGAGCUCAUCAGGCAUGUCGUGGAUCGAGGUGCAAUUCCUCGAUACAGCUUCUCAAGCUCUUCAACAGUGUCGUCAGACACUGAAAUGGACGUAUGCGUUUGCGUACUACCUCGCACGCAACAAUCUUACCGAGAUUUUCGAGGACAACCAAAAGGACCUAGAAAUGGCUGUCGAGAAUCUUAGUGAAAUGUUUGAAAAGCCCACCUCUGAGCUCGCGGCACUCAAGGUCGACAUGAUGGACAAGACAUCGUAUUGUAACAAGCGGCGCAUCAUUCUACUGAGUGAUACAGCCGAAAAUUUAAAAAAUGGAUCAUGGAAGUUCAACAUAGACAUUAACACGGCGUAA
Xylona heveae TC161 is the source of this 1557-nucleotide messenger RNA. RefSeq names its product RING finger domain-containing protein. Lineage: Eukaryota; Fungi; Ascomycota; Xylonomycetes; Xylonales; Xylonaceae. Gene Ontology annotation, molecular function: ubiquitin protein ligase activity; zinc ion binding; ubiquitin conjugating enzyme binding. Gene Ontology annotation, cellular component: ubiquitin ligase complex; cytoplasm. The record is from RefSeq and is a predicted model, not a curated record. Gene Ontology annotation, biological process: positive regulation of proteasomal ubiquitin-dependent protein catabolic process; protein polyubiquitination; ubiquitin-dependent protein catabolic process. The transcript has 5 exons. Bases 1 to 1557 code for a protein of 518 amino acids.